AUGGAUAAAAGGACUACUCCAAGUUGUCCACAAGACUUAAACGAAACUCCAAGUUCUCCCCCUUCCCGAGUAGGAAAUUAUGCUGGUCUUUUAAGGCACAGCCAACACUCCAGAUUCAGUCCCAGAAGCAACUACAAUUCCAAUCAUCCUCACUUACAGUGUGUGGAAGAAAGCGAUGAAGAACUUGAGAAAACUGCUAAGAGCGAUUCUGAUCAAUCCAAUUACUCAACAGGAAACGCUAUAGGAGUUUGUUACGGUCAAAGAUUCCAUACACAUAACUCCCAAAAGCUCACCAAUGCCUGCUUUCAAUCCACUCAAAGUGAGAAAGUGGCCGAUGUUCAUUAUCAGUUAAGUGAGUCCUUUCAUAGUUAUCGGAAUUCAGAUAAAGACCAAAACGAUUCUUCGGUGUCUCAUGAGAGAAUUAAAGGCACUGAUAUAAGCAAAAAGCAAAAUAGCUACAUUCCUUGUUUAACCCGAUCCGCCAUUUUGAAACAAUGUGAAUUAGAAAGUUCAAAUAAAAUUAGUGCAUACAACUAUCAUCGAUAUCACAGAGAAUCGUCUUUUCCUGAGAGCCUUGGUAAAGUUGAUAAGGAAGUGCAUGCUCGUAUAAGUGGAGCUAGUUCAGGGGACACAGAAGACAAUAUCUUCACCAUUGGGGGUCAAAGGGUGGUCAUUUCUUCUGUUCAUUCUGACGACGAAGCCGACGUAUCCAAACCAAGAGAAAACAAUUUGGUAGUCUCAGGUCGUAGGAUCGAAAAUCCAGAAAGACAUUCAGAAGACUCUACGACAACGUCAGUAUCAAUCGAGAAGAAAAGAAGACGAAGACAAUGCGUUUCGGAGUCUUUUUCGAUAAUAUUUUUUGCGGGCUUCAUCAUUUUAUCUUCAUUGGCACCCUGGCUUUCAAUUCCUUCCUAUGUUGUGUCGAAUCCUGAUCAAGAUAUGUUUAAACUCAUUAUGUUCCUCUGUGCGCUCAUCUCUUUUAUGUUUCUCUUUAUCGGCUGCAUAAUAGGUAACUUUUACUGGUAUUUCGAUGGGCAAACCGGCAGAUGGCGGGUCAUGUUACACUGUGGAAAAGGUCCGAAACCGUAUUACUGGGGUUGGAAUUUCUCUUCUGAACGAAAUAAGUCUCAGAAGAAUCAGUCUGAGCAUAUAGAAACUGUAUAAUUCAUUACCGAGCGCUAUAAGCUCUGCCUCACCCCCCAUCCCCCAGUGGCUCAGCAGAAAGAUUGAGAGCUCAUUACGCUACGUUUCAGGACUCGAUCCCCACUGUAGGCAUAGCACAGAUAAGAUGUUU
Molecule: messenger RNA, 1294 nt
Organism: Limulus polyphemus (Atlantic horseshoe crab)
Lineage: Eukaryota; Metazoa; Arthropoda; Merostomata; Xiphosura; Limulidae
Exons: 2
Coding region: 1-1164 (387 amino acids)
Source: RefSeq, a predicted model, not a curated record